AAUAUAGGCAGGUGUUUAUUGAAAGAGAAACUGAAAUUAAAAACCUGACUAUGAAUAAGCAAAACAACCAACAUUAGCUCGUCAGUACGUGUGUACCAGUAAAUAAGCUUUCAUAAACAUUAACUCGUCAGGAGGUGUGUAGCUGAAGAGGAUCUCACUAAUGGAGUCUAAACGGUCGUUCUCUGAGGAGGACUUCACGUGCCCUGUGUGUUGUGAUGUCUUUAAGGAGCCCGUGCUCCUCUCGUGCGGUCACAGCGCGUGCAGCACCUGCGUUCACCGGUACUGGGACACCAAAGGCUGCAGAGAGUGUCCGCUUUGCAGGAAACGAUCCGCGACAAACCCUCCUAUCAACCUGGCUCUGAAAAACCUGUCUCAGACCUUCCUGGAGUUCCGAGGUGAUCCCGAGACACUCUGCGACAUCCACGGAGAGAAGCUGAAACUCUUCUGUGUGAAUGACAGACAGGCCGCGUGCUUAAUGUGCAGAGAUUCUAGUAAACACGUACAACACUGUUUUAUCCCUGUCGACGAAGCAGCUUCUGAACUAAAGGGUGUUGUUAUGAGUGCAGUGAAUAACUUGAAAAUGAAAAUGAAGAGCCUCCAAGAUGUCCAGUUUCAUUGUCAUCAAAAUAUAAAUCACAUAAAGCAACAGGCAGAGUACAUAAGAAAUCAAAUAAAGGAGGCGUUUAAGAAACUUCGGCAGUUUCUGCAAAAGGAGAAUCGAGCCAUGAUGACUCAGCUGAAGAAGGAUGAGCAGCAGAAAACAAAGAAUCUGGAAAGCAAAAUAGAACAAAUGAAUCGAGAGAUACAGUCACUCUCAGACACUAUUAAAGACAUAAAAAAGAAAAUUGAAUUUGAAGACAUCAAAUUCCUGAAGAGCUUUGAGAGGACGUUGGCAAAAGCUGAUUACAAAGAUUCCGAUCCAAAUGUGGCUUCAAGCGAAGUUAUUGAUGUGGCAAUGUACGUGGGAAAUCUGCAGUACAGACUCUGGAACAAAAUGCAGAACAUCAUUAAAUACACUCCUGUUGUCUUGGACCCAAACACAGCUCACUCGCAGCUCAUCCUGUCCGCAGAUCUGACCAGUGUGAGAGAUAGUGAUGAUGACCAUGAAGACAAGGCUGACAAGCUCAGACCACCAGUUUUGGACACUCCUGGGCGUUUUAGGAGUUUGUGUGUUCUGGGCUCCGAGGGCUUCACUUCAGGACUGCACUGUUGGGAUGUUGAGGUGGGAAACAGCACCUUCUGGAUGCUUGGUGUAACCACUGAGAAUGUGCAGAGAAAAGAACCCAAUAUUUUUACCAGAGGAGCCUGGGGUAUUGGGUAUGAUGGUGAAAAGCUGUGUGCUCGAUCCCCUUUGGGAGUUUACACUCCUCUCACUUCGCCUGCCAACGCCAAAGUGGUCAGAAUUCGUCUGGACAUGGAUUUGGGGGAGGUGUGGUUCUUAGAUCCUGCCAGUAAAGCUGUUAUCCACAUGUUCUCACACCAGUUCACUGAGAAGGUCUUUCCAUUCUUCCACAGCAUGUGCAGUCUCUCUCCUCUGAAGAUCAUGCCUCUCCGGCCUUUUGUAGUGCUGGAAGACAUCCCUUAAUGCUCGUGUUUCUAUAAGUGAUGAGUUCUAGUGUCUCACAUUACUGACUAUAGUCCAUAUUUAAAGUUGCAAUGUUUUUAUUCUGUUGUAACAACGUGAAGUACAGGUGACUCAGUUCAGGCUACAGGCUGACAACUUGUGUGAUGCUGGAAGAAAGACGUAUGGCGAUGAAGAGAAUGUGGAGAACAUGAAGUCACUACAGUUUUGGUUUGCUUUCUGUAUCUUUCAAGGCUGAAGGUGAAAGUGAUGUAGCUGUAUGACAGGACAUAAUGUGUCAAGUGUUUGUUCACACUUAGACAUAACGCCGUUGCACUUUUAUUUUCUACAAUCUGUGCUCUAAUAGUUUCAAUUUAUUCUAUAGUUUUUUUUAUAUGUACUCUAUAGUUUCUGUGUUAUUAGUCAUAACCUAACUCGGGUGACAAGCUCUUUCAGUUUUUCCCCUGGUUUUCCCCUAGUCAUUUGUCAUUUGUCUUAGUGUCAUAUGUACAAUAUUAUUCCAAAGUUUUUCCAGUUGGAUGGGAGCAGGGAUGUUAAAUGACAUUUGUUAAAGCCUUUUAGCACAUUCUGGCGAAUCACAGUGUAGGAGACUUUAUAAUGGCAUGCUUUUAAGGCAAAGGCAUGACUGAUUUCUUGUGUUAGCCAUGACCAUUCUUGAAACAUGGGUUCAAGGACACAGUCUUAGAGACCAAACACAGAGGAAUACAGUGAAUCUUGGAAUAUUGAAACAGAUAUAACACAAAGAGUAAUGCACUAAUCCACCUCCUAAAUAAAUGCCUACAUAAGUUUUACUGCUGGAAAUUAGUAUUGAUAUUGAUUGAUUUCAUUCUGAACUUAAUUGUCUUUUUCUGUGUGAUUAUAAAAGAGAUUGAAAAUCAUACUGAUAAAAUGUAGCAUAACAUCUACACACAUCUUGGCUAUGGUGGGUAUAUCUGGGCUGUUUGUUUGAGGACAAGUGCCCUAAUGCUCUUAUUCAUUCCUGUAUCUAAUACAGUUUAGUUUUAUCGUUUUGUUAUUAUUAUUUUUAACAUUUCAUGUCUUGGUUUUUAUUAUCUUUGCUUUCCCUAUAAGCCAUUUUGUGUGAUAUGUUAUUCAUGCUUCUCGUUAUUUAUUCCCACAAAACACUGCAAACCUCAGUAGGAUGGUGUACAGCCUAGUUUAGUAUUGUAUAAGAAGCUUUGUACAUGUAAGAAAUGCACAUGGGAUAUUUAAAGUAUGAAGACACACCUUGUUAACUCUGUUAUUGUUGUUGUUGUUAUUACUAUUAUUAUUGUAUGUUGUGUCACCUUAAAAGUCUCAACAUUCUGAGAAGUGGUCCAAAAUCCCUUUGAAAAUGUCUGCAACCUUGUUAGUGGAUGAAUGCUGUUAUUCUCUCCAGGGAAUAGUUCACCAAAUAUUAACAGUGGGCUGCCAAUAAUUUUUUAAACCACUGCUUUGUACAAAAAAAUGGAAUGCUUAAGAAAAAUACUGUUAGAACUGUACUACAUUCCCAUAUGCUGAAAGAAGGACUAAUUGCAAGUGCCUUUGAUUUAAUAUAUUUGUUAUUACUCAUUUUUAUGUAGAGUGCCAAUCUGGUAUUCACUGUAUAUACAGUCUAUGGGUUAAAAGCUGGAAUGUCUAUAAGCACUGGGAUGGUCUGUGACAAUGAAUGAACCAAUAAGAGGGAGGAUUUUGGAGCAUGGCGUGUGAGGACUGUUGCCAGGGCCAUGAUUUUCUCCUGUAUUUGGGCUGCUAUAUGUAGUUGCUUGCAUGUAUUUUCUUAUUAUUAUGUCGCUAACUUUAUCUAUUAAAAUAUAGCAGAC
Molecule: messenger RNA, 3384 nt
Organism: Ictalurus punctatus (channel catfish)
Lineage: Eukaryota; Metazoa; Chordata; Actinopteri; Siluriformes; Ictaluridae
Product: zinc-binding protein A33
Exons: 6
Coding region: 161-1585 (474 amino acids)
Molecular function (GO): protein binding; zinc ion binding
Source: RefSeq, a predicted model, not a curated record